CGUCGAACUGAAAACAACGCGACUUGAGCCGGAAAAGCGCCCGGGAAAAACAUAUCAAAGAACGAAAUAUCACGCAUACGCGGCGUUGAACCGAAAAGAAUUGCAAGUGAAGUGAUAUAUAAAAAAAAAAAACAAAAUAGGAAGGAAGGCUCGUUAGUGGAAUUUUUUGUUGCCUUUUUGGGCAGUUUACGAGCGGCUCAGCAUAAAUUGCUGGUCCCCAUUUGAUCCACCUCCGCCUCCGUUGCCCAUUUGCCAUUUCCCAUUUGCACCGACCGUAAUGAGGCAAUGAGACGCGGGGCAGCCGGAAAAGGAAAAGCAACAGCGGGAAAUUCAGCCGAGGAGCCAUGACAUCUGGAGUCUGCCGGAGUCUGGAGCUUUGGCCUUUGCCCGAGUGAACCGAGGAAAACUAAACCCCCGAUCCCAGCGAUGCUGCGCGAUAUCUUUCUGUAUUUAGUUCUAAUCGUUUUAUUUUGCUUCAUUUUCAUGGCGCAGUUAAUCGUCAACGUUUACGCGUUCCAGCGCCAGCCGUCGCCCCACAAAGCGGAGCGCAAUGAAAUUAUAUUUGUCUAGAAAGGAGACAAGCGGUCCACCCACAAAAACCACCCAAAAAUACAGAGAAAAAAAAACAUAUAUAUCAAUAACUUCAAAAUGGAAUUUAUACCAAAAAGUUGAACAAUUAUAGUCACAGAAAUUGACAAAGUUUAUAAAUAUCAUCUAAUAAUACUAGACAUUAAGGUAUAUCUAAAAUGGGAAAACGGUUUGACAUAGAAAUCUAAAAAACAUAAGCAAAUAUUUAUCUAAUAAAUUAUAUUUGUCUAGAAAUGAGACUGUAUCAGCCAAUUUUCAAUUUUACGUCAAAAUAUUACACAUAUUCAUAAGCAUUUAUAAGUUCAAGUUUAAAUUUCUCAUAGAUUUACACCUCACAUACAAUACUAUCAAACAAUAGCCAUUUAAAUAAUCAAAAUUAUCAUAAAAAUAUCAAUAGGUCCAAGAACUCACACCACUCCUUUUCCAGUGCACCCUUGAGGGCCAAAAAAAGGAGGUUGAAAAAUGAAGAUGCUACAAAAGCAAAGGCUACAAGUCAAGCCGCCGUGGUUUCCAUUUAAUAAGAAAGGCAACUCAACUAGGUUCAACUCUCAGUUGAGUAAGAAAAGUGGGAAAAA
Messenger RNA from Drosophila takahashii, 1163 nucleotides. RefSeq lists its product as uncharacterized. Lineage: Eukaryota; Metazoa; Arthropoda; Insecta; Diptera; Drosophilidae. The record is from RefSeq and is a predicted model, not a curated record.